CGUCAGACAGUCUUUUGGCGUCGUCGCUGUUUGACCGAACAAGAAAGGCACGCGCGAGACUUGAUCCCGCGACCAAGCGAGUGGCGAGUUUUAAAGUGUUUUGUUGUGCUAAAGAUCGUUGAAUCCAACCGUUGUAUUUUUUUGUGUGAGAUUGGUGGAAAAGGGGAAUCCCUCUCAUUAGUGACAUCACGAUAUUCAGGGAAUUACUUUCCGGAUAAGCUCAGAUCAAGCGGAUCAUAAUUGAUUAGAAUUUCGCUGAAUCGUGUACGAAGGUUUCAAUCGUUCCGAAGUGCAUUCGUUAAGUGGCCACGGCCAAGUGCAACGCGUGCUCAUAGCUCAAGUGCAGUGUGGUUGUUCGAGGACGACAUGUGCGAUACUUAGCACGCUUAAAGUUCGAUUGGAAUUAUAAUUCUAGUGGAAGUGCGCUUAUCUUCGUUCAGUUCAGCUAACAAACAGCAAGAGCAAGCAAGGGCCAAUAAUCAGCAAAGUAAGUGUGGAUCUCUUGAUGCUCUCUCUCACACUCUCCAAACAAAGAAAGUGCUCCUCUUGGCGUGUGAAUUCUGCGGCCAAAUUGCGGCUUAAAGGUCAGCAAGUGUAGUUUUAGUUUUGUGUGUGCGAGAUGAUAUGAGUGUUGCAACAACAUCGGUGAAACCACUCAACAACAACCGUGUAGUCAGCAAUUUGUUAAAAUUAAUCUCAGCCCAGCAUUGCUACCGGUGGUUUCUCCCCCACAAUCCGUCGGAUCAUCAUCAAGAAAAGCAGCAGCAGCAGCAGCAGCAACAAAAACGGCUGGCCAAGUGGCAACGGGAAACUACCGGACCACUACGGCCACCAGAAAUAUGUUAGACACUGGCAGGAAAAAGAGAAAUGGGGCCAUGUCCGUAUGGAGCACUAGCACAGCCGGAAUUGAUACUGUGCUUGCCACGACUCUCGGAGCUGCCAUCAAUCAGAAAACCUUCAGUACAAAUCACCUGCCCAGUGCCGGCCUUGUGGUGACUCAGAUCCCAAACGGCCCCGGUGGAACAAGCCCGGGUAUUAACGUCCCUCAGCAACAACAACAUCAGUUAAACUUUGUCAGCGCCGCCAGCAAUAACGCUCUGAACGGAAGCAGUGGUUUUACACAUGUCCAUCUGCUGACGACACCGGCCGGAAACGGAGGACCAGACCGCGGAGGAGGUCCUUUUAGCAGUCAUAGCACCAGCAGCAACAGCAAUCACAGUCAUUCCCCGCCCAGUCACGGAUCGUUUGCGCACAACAACAACAAUUCCGUCGGCUGGAACAACAGAACCAGUAUUUGCAGCACGCAUAAUAAGAGACGCUCACACAUCAGUACAAUGUCCCAGUCCGGCGACGAAUAUAACUCCCCAAACUACCUGUCCUGGCGGAAGCUGCAGCUCAGUCGGGCCAAGCUAAAGGCAUCCAGCAAAACAUCUGCGCUUCUCUCCGGGUUCGCUAUGGUCGCCAUGGUUGAAGUGCAACUGGACGAGCACACCACCGUCCCGCCUAGCAUGCUGAUUGCGUUCGCUAUCUGCACCACCCUAUUGGUAGCGGUUCACAUGCUAGCCCUCAUGAUCAGCACCUGCAUCCUGCCGAACAUCGAAACCGUGUGCAACCUGCACAGUAUCUCGCUGGUGAACGAAUCGCCCCACGAGCGACUCCACUGGUACAUCGAAACGGCAUGGGCCUUUUCAACCCUGCUGGGGUUGAUUUUGUUCCUGUUCGAAAUUGCCAUCCUCUGCUGGGUCAAGUUCUACGACCUCAAUACGACGGCCGCCUGGUCGGCUUGCAUUGUCCUCAUCCCAGUGCUGGUCAUAUUCGUGGCCUUUGCGCUGCACUUUUACCGAUCGCUAAUGACGCACAAAUACGAAGUAACCGUUUCCGGCAUCCGGGAGCUUGAGAUGCUCAAGGAACAAAUCGAACAGGACCACCUGGACCAUCACCACCAUCAUGGCCCACCCUACCAGUCCGUACAGAUCGUUUGAUCCAGCAGCAAAACCCCACGGACGCAAUGCGCGAGUGAAUCUGUGAUUGUGAUUUCUUUUCGUUAUCGUAAUUUCUUAAACUCUUUUAUUUCUUCGUUGAGUGUUUAUUAGAAUCGGUCAUUACGUUCUUUGUUUUGUAUACUCGUCAACGUAAAAUAGUUUUAGGCACCUCGGAUGAAAGUAACCUCAUUUCCUGUUAUUUCCCUUUUUCCCAAGAGCCACUACUAAUAUUGUGAUCAUGCGCUUAUGUGAAGUGAACGAAAGACAUAUUAGCCCCUAGUUAGACCACGAAUAAGUCAAUCUAUUAUGAGCUUUGUUACUUUGAAGCAAACGAAGAUGAUUUUAUACAGUACGUAUUAUUAUAUUCUCCACCAGAAACAGCGAAGAUGUAUGUAUAAUUUUGGUUGUAAAACAAGCUUGGAAUCUAUUCUUUGUUCUCUAGAAACAUAAUCGUAAUUAGGAGUAAACCGCACACGCUGGUUGUAAAAUAUUUACUACCAUCAUCCAGAUCCGCAAAUCCACUAAUUUAAAGAAAAAAUCACCAAUAAUAAACAAAUAUUUUUUAUGAA
Aedes aegypti (yellow fever mosquito) is the source of this 2551-nucleotide messenger RNA. It is a transcript of the gene Orai, whose product is annotated as calcium release-activated calcium channel protein 1. Gene Ontology annotation, molecular function: store-operated calcium channel activity. The record is from RefSeq and is a predicted model, not a curated record. Gene Ontology annotation, cellular component: membrane. Lineage: Eukaryota; Metazoa; Arthropoda; Insecta; Diptera; Culicidae. Bases 840 to 1982 code for a protein of 380 amino acids. The transcript is spliced from 4 exons. Gene Ontology annotation, biological process: store-operated calcium entry.